This is a messenger RNA of Meloidogyne enterolobii, 534 nucleotides long. Lineage: Eukaryota; Metazoa; Nematoda; Chromadorea; Rhabditida; Meloidogynidae. The record is from the annotation of a GenBank genome assembly.
AUGUUUGAAUUUAAUGAAGAUAUUAAAUUAGCAGCUGAUGAAGCUGCAGAAGGAAUUUUUAGAAAUUACACACCCGAACAUCGUCUUUGUUUACAUACACAUAGACACGAAUAUAUUGAAGCAGGGCAGGCUAGUACUUUGGAAUUUAUUGAAGGAUCUAUUAAAUUUGUUAUGAAAAGACUUCAAUCAACUAAUUCAAAAAAUAUUGCAAUUAUAUUUUUUGGUAGUGAUAAAAAUUUUCUUUAUGAAAUUGAGCCGGAAGACGGGCAUAAUAUUUAUAUUCCUUCAAUAAACAAUAAUUCUGUAUAUCUUUAUUUUGGAAUUAAAUAUUGUGAUUCUUUAAUUAUUACAGCCCCAUGUUCUAGCUUUGCUUGGUGGAUGGGUUAUUUAAUGCCAGAAAAUAAAAAUGGAAAUAUUUUUUAUAAUAAUUGUGAUGGUUAUUGUAAAUGUAAUGAACAAUUUGUUCAAAAUUAUUUUAUGCCAAAUUGGGUACCUUUACACAAAAAUAAAACAGAUGGAGUUAGUAUUUAUUAA